UGGCCGUUUACAAGCACGUGUUGCGCGUCACGGCGGUGCGUUCAUGAUGGCGGCGGAGCCAGUGCGAGCGUGGAGCGACGAGCAGCUGAAGGGAGAAGAAGUGCCGAAGAAAGACCUGAUCGUAUUCAUCCAGGAGAACGCAGCGCACUCGUUUCUAGCUGAACACAAACUCCUUGGAAACAUCAAGAAUGUGGCAAAAACAGCCAAGAAAGAGCAGCUGGUGGAGGUGUAUAACAAGCUGUUUGAGAGCAAGAGGUUUAAGGGCACAGACGUGGAUGUCGUGACUGAACAGGUUCAAGCUGCUAAAAUCAGCGACGCUCCUAAAGAAGCAAAGACGGAGCAGCAGGACGAGGGGCCUCCGAAGUUCACGAAGAGCAUCCUGAAGAAAGGAGACAAAACCAACUUCCCCAGGAAGGGCGACACCGUGAGCUGCUGGUACACCGGCACGCUGGAGGACGGGACCGUGUUCGACACCAACAUCCCCGCAUCCGCUAAAAAGAAGAAACAGGCCAAACCGCUGAGCUUCAAGGUUGGGACGGGUAAAGUGAUCAGAGGGUGGGAUGAAGGUCUGCUGACGAUGAGUAAAGGCGAGACGGCGCGUCUGGAGAUCGAGUCUGAAUGGGCGUACGGGAAGAAAGGUCUUCCUGACGCAAAAAUCCCACCCAACGCCAAGCUCAUCUUCGAGGUGGAGCUCGUCUCCAUCGACUGAUUGAUCAACCGUCAUCGUCGUCAUCAUCAUCAUCAUCAUCAUCAUCAUCAGCUGCUCGACCACAAACACUGACGGCCGUUCAGACAGAAUGAGUGUUUAAACAGAUGAAAGAUGUUCAUUAUAACAUGUUGGAAAUGAUGUUCCUCAGUCUGACAGAGAAAAGUUUUCUGGCUAUUUUUGCAUGAUUGCAGCGUUACAAUAAAAAAAACUCUGAACAA
Messenger RNA from Labeo rohita (rohu), 927 nucleotides. RefSeq names its product FKBP prolyl isomerase 3 (gene fkbp3). The transcript is spliced from 7 exons. NCBI's taxonomy places the organism in Eukaryota, Metazoa, Chordata, Actinopteri, Cypriniformes, Cyprinidae. Bases 44 to 709 code for a protein of 221 amino acids. The record is from RefSeq and is a predicted model, not a curated record. Gene Ontology annotation, molecular function: peptidyl-prolyl cis-trans isomerase activity.